CUCUUGGACUGGUUUCAUGGCUCCAGGAUGGAGGGGUUCCUGCCCACGUUUCCACCGUACAACGUCUGCGCUCCCCCGGCUCAGGGCGGCGGCUGGGGAAAGAGAGAGGGCCGGUUCAUGACCCCCCAAGGCCUCAACUACCUCGAGCUUUGCAAGGCCAUCCUGUCCCAAGUCAACCCCAGUUUGCCAGCUCCAGCCAAAAAAGCAAACACUAAAGAGUGCGGCGUGCAAGUAAACGCCAAAGUGGAUCAAAUCGUCCAGUGUUCGCUGGGUCCCAAAACGCUGUUCUGCCUGGAAGGGGAUCAAUCAGUGCCCUCGAAGUCUCCCAAGAGCCCUGAUCUGUUCAAUCAGGACGGGAAGGCGCCGUACAGCACACCGCCAGUGAGCAACCUGCGCUUCCUGAGGCCCGUUUCCAUCUACUCGCCGGUGUUUGACCGCAGGAUCCCCCUCAAGAAACUCUGCGACGAUGGUGAAAGUGAGGAAGAGGCCGAAGACGCUGAACAUGCGGAGUCUGACAAGGAUACGGAUCAAAGCGGCGAGGACACAGUGAAGGACUUCAGGACCGCUUCCCAUCGGUCUUCAAAGGGCUCCAACUUUCAGUUCCUGGAGCAGAGAUAUGGCUUUUUCCACUGCAAAAAGUGCAACAUCCGGUGGGAGAGUGCUUAUGUAUGGUGCAUCUCUGGAACCAGCAAGGUGUACUACAAGCAGCUCUGCCGGAAGUGUCAGGUGGGGUUUAACCCCUACAGAGUGGAGUCCAUCCUCUGCAAGGGCUGCUCUCAGACUUGUUGCAGCUGUGAGAAGAAGCAGAGACACAUCAACAUGAGGAGGCCUCACCGCCAGGACCUGUGUUGUCGUUGCAAGGGCAUGAGGCUGUCCUGUGACGCCACCUACAGCUUCAAAUACAUCGUCUGAGCCGCCCUGCAAUGUUUGCUCUGGUCUGGAUUCACCCACUCUUCAUGUAGAUCUAUAGGCUCGUCUUCGAAGUUGAGGCCAUGCCAGCAGACGUAUAGUUCUUGUACAUGUCACAAGUGGAGUUACAUCAAGUAACUGACUUGAAGAGAUUCACCUAUUUUCCCAGCAGCGAGUAGCUGAAUCUCUGAUUUGGUCGUUUAUUUGAAGCAACUUCUCUAAAAGGCUGUCUUUGUUUCCCUCCAUUAAUCCUGGUGCUUAACUUAACAUGAAAUUAUUUUUGUAAAAAAAAUAAACAUUGCAUCUUAAAACCUGA
Molecule: messenger RNA, 1225 nt
Organism: Thunnus maccoyii (southern bluefin tuna)
Lineage: Eukaryota; Metazoa; Chordata; Actinopteri; Scombriformes; Scombridae
Gene: zar1l
Product: zygote arrest 1-like
Exons: 4
Coding region: 28-912 (294 amino acids)
Biological process (GO): translation
Cellular component (GO): cytoplasm
Molecular function (GO): mRNA base-pairing post-transcriptional repressor activity
Source: RefSeq, a predicted model, not a curated record